AUGGCCAGGAGGCUGCAAGCCCUGGCCCUCCUCGGCUGCACUCAGGGCCUGCUCACCUGGGUGUCUGGGCCGGGCACCCUGGGCAGGGGUAGAAAACCAAAUGCCUUGCCUCUCCUGGCCAGGGGCAGCAGCAACAGAGGAGAGAAAGGUACAGAAAGAGAAGCCUGCACAGAAGCCACAGCGACGGUGCUGGGAUCCCUGGCCAAGACCGUGGUUCGGGCACCACAAGCUCUAGUCAUCAAAGAAAAGCAAGGCAUACCUCCCAACGCCCUGGCGCUCCGGCACGAUCGCCGCCGCCUCCCCGGCUCCCCCACGGCUUCGGCGCCCCGCAGCCCCCGCUCCCCGCCGCCGCGCCGCUCAGACCUGCCGCGCUCGGCUCGCCGCGCCCAGCCGGCCGGGGCCGCCGCCGCCGCCGAGAAGCGCCGGCAACUCCCGAGUCCCGCCGCCUCCCGAGCCACGGCCGGCAGCCGGGAGGGACUUCCAGAGCGGGGCGGCGCGGGGGCGCCCCGACUCCGACUCCCGGGGCCGUUCUUCUGGGCAGCCGGCCCGUGCGUGCCCCGCGGCGUGCGCCCCCCGCCGGCCUCCGGCCGUCCGCAGCGCCACCACCCCUUCGCCUCGUCCCCUGUCCCCGAGCUCCGGCUGCAUUCUCUCGAGCCAAGGAGGGGGCACGCGAGUCCCGGCGGCGCCGGCGCCGCCGCCGCCGCCGCCGGGCAGCCCUUCCCGCGGGGUCGCCGGCGCACGGGGUGCCCGGAGGCGGCCGGGACCGGCGGCGAGGGGACGCCCCCGCUGAUGUCCGCGGGGGGGGCCCGGGGGGGGCUUCGGGAGACUGGGCCGAGGGGCACGGGGCUCAAACCUGCCUCGGCUCGGCGCGCUCGCAAGUUCAUUGUCUGCCUGGGCCGCCGCCGCCGCCGCCGCCGCCGCGCCGGGAGCGCCGCGGGGAGUGAGGCUGCGCGCAGCCUCCGCCGGCCCGGACUCCCUACGCCCAGCCCCGCCGCCGCCCGCGCCGCCCGGCCGGAACGCGGAGGGGCGCCGGAACCCGGGGCUGCGAGCCAGACCUCCGCCCGCCGCUCCUCGCCGCCCCCACCCCCGCGCCUGGCACCCAACUUGUACCUGAGAAGCCGGAGUCCAGCCCCGGAGCCUCUGCGGCUCGGGCUCCGCAGGAGCGCGCCCAGCCCGGCGCCUCGAGCCCCGCAUCCAGGGCGCGUCAACCUGACUCCCCGAGCGCAGGGAGGAAAAGUUUGGGAGUGA
Molecule: messenger RNA, 1248 nt
Organism: Acinonyx jubatus (cheetah)
Lineage: Eukaryota; Metazoa; Chordata; Mammalia; Carnivora; Felidae
Product: serine/arginine repetitive matrix protein 1-like
Exons: 4
Coding region: 1-1248 (415 amino acids)
Source: RefSeq, a predicted model, not a curated record